AUGCCGUCCGUUCUCUCGCUCAUCGGAGCUGUGACGGUCACUACAAUAUCAAUGCGCCUCAUCCUCUUCCUCCAGCCCUACCUGAAGCCCUCGAAGCUCGACCGCUACCUCACGGAGAAAGACUCCUGGGCCCUGGUAACAGGUGCAACUGAUGGUCUCGGCCUAGCCUUCGUCCAAGAACUCGCACAUCGGGGCUUCAAUGUCGUCAUCCACGGCCGCGACCCGGACAAGCUGAAUGGCAUCAAGACACAGCUCGAGAAGCAGUAUCCUGGUCGUCGGUUCCAGAUACUCGUCCUCGACGCCAGCACCACUACGCCCCAGCAGAUCACCUCACUCUCGCUUCCUCCGAUCUCCGUCCUAAUCAACAAUGUAGGCGGCGGCCCACCGGGCCGCCUCUGGCUGCGCUUCCACGACCGCACAGUCCAGGAAGUAGCGGAUAUGGUCACUAUGAACGCCACUUUCACGGCAAUGCUCACCCACCGGGUCCUCGGCGACUUACAGAAGACGCAGCCACCACGCCUGGUCAUCAACGUCGGCUCGGUAGUCUCCUCUCUCCACGCAGCCUGGAUGGAACCCUACUGCGGUACCAAAGCCUUCAUCGAAUCCUUCAGCGAAGCUCUACACGUGGAGAUGGUCGCCGAAGGCCACGACAACAACGUGGAAAUAAUGUGUCUGAAAGCAGCAAGCAUAAGCACGAAAUCAAGUCAGUUGCCGCCAUCAUUCACAGCGCCGACGCCGCGAGUGAUGGCAAAGGCAGGACUGGAUCGGGUUGGGAGUGGGAGGGUGACGACGGGGCCAUUGUUGAGGCAUGAGGUCAUGUUCGCGGUAAUGGGAAUGCUUCCGAAGGCGACUCUGUCGAAGGUUAUAAAUAGUAUGAACAGCUUCAAGAUUGGUAGGGGUUGA
Molecule: messenger RNA, 903 nt
Organism: Cyphellophora attinorum
Lineage: Eukaryota; Fungi; Ascomycota; Eurotiomycetes; Chaetothyriales; Cyphellophoraceae
Product: Very-long-chain 3-oxoacyl-CoA 1
Exons: 1
Coding region: 1-903 (300 amino acids)
Cellular component (GO): endoplasmic reticulum
Molecular function (GO): oxidoreductase activity
Source: RefSeq, a predicted model, not a curated record